Molecule: messenger RNA, 2561 nt
Organism: Falco peregrinus (peregrine falcon)
Lineage: Eukaryota; Metazoa; Chordata; Aves; Falconiformes; Falconidae
Gene: SLC26A11
Product: solute carrier family 26 member 11
Exons: 16
Coding region: 1-2061 (686 amino acids)
Biological process (GO): transmembrane transport
Cellular component (GO): membrane
Molecular function (GO): sulfate transmembrane transporter activity
Source: RefSeq, a predicted model, not a curated record
AUGGCACCGGCAGGGCACCGCCACCGGCAGCGGCGGCGUUGGCUCCGGCCGGGCGGCGGCGGGACUCGGCGGCUCCGCCUCUGCCCCGGUCACGUGAGGCGGCCCCGGCGGCUCAGAUCCGGCCCGGGCGGAGCCGCCGGCCCCGCGGCUGGGAACGGGCUGGCCGCGGUGCUUCCCGGCCCCGCACCCGCUUCUCCGCGGCCCCCGGGCCCCCUCCGCCCCCGGGAGCUCCGCGCACCGUCGGGGAGCGCGGGUGCCGCGUCCCCGGCCAUGCCGGUGCCCGGUGGCGGGCAGCGCGGGGGGAGCCGUCGGUGGCCGGGGGUGCGGGCGUGGCUGCCGGUGCUGCGCUGGCUGCCGCGCUAUUCCCCGGCCUGGCUGCAGCUCGACGCGAUGGCCGGCCUGAGCGUCGGGCUCGCCGCCGUGCCGCAGGCGCUGGCCUACGCCGAGGUGGCCGGGCUGCCUCCGCAGUACGGCCUCUAUUCUUCCUUCAUGGGCUGCUUUGUCUACUGCUUCCUGGGCACCGCCAAGGACGUGACGCUGGGUCCCACUGCCAUCAUGUCGCUGCUUGUCUCCUCAUACGCGUUCCACGAGCCUGCCUAUGCCAUCCUGCUCGCCUUCCUCUCCGGCUGCAUCCAGCUAGCCAUGGGGUUCCUGCGCCUUGGUUUCCUUCUGGACUUCGUCUCCUGCCCGGUCAUUAAAGGGUUUACGUCAGCUGCUUCUGUCACCAUUAGUUUCAACCAGAUCAAGAACAUCCUGGGGCUGCAGGGGAUCCCUCGGCAGUUUUUCCUGCAGGUGUAUGAGAUACUGCGGAGGAUCGGGGAGACCAGGGCUGGGGACGCUGUCCUGGGGCUGGCCUGCCUGGCUGCACUGGCAGGGCUCCAGGUGAUGAAGAGCCACCUGCCCCGAGUUGCCCAUGUGGAGCCGCUGGCUGCCAGGGUUAGCUACCUGAUCGUCUGGACCUCCACCACGGCACGCAAUGCCCUUGUAGUCCUGUUUGCUGGCCUGGUUGCUUACUCCUUCCAGGUGAUGGGCUUCCAGCCACUCACGCUCACCAGCAGCAUCCCCCAGGGCCUCCCUGCCUUCCGGCUGCCACCCUUCUCCGUGGCUGCACCCAAUGGCACUGUCCCCUUCUGGAGCAUGGUGGAGGACAUGGGGGUCGGGCUGGCUGUGGUCCCACUCAUGGGCCUGCUGGAGACUGUUGCGAUUGCCAAGGCUUUUGCCUCGCAGAACGGUUACAGGAUUGACCCCAACCAGGAGCUGCUGGCUAUGGGCUUCGCCAACGUCCUGGGCUCCUUCGUCUCAGCGUAUCCCAUCACGGGCAGCUUUGGCCGGACAGCGGUGAACGCGCAAUCGGGUGUCUGCACCCCUGCAGGAGGGCUCAUCACAGGUGCCCUGGUCCUGCUCUCGCUGGCGUACCUCACCUCGCUCUUCUACUACAUCCCCAAAGCAGCGCUGGCUGCCGUCAUCAUCUCGGCUGUGGUCCCCAUGUUUGAUGCUGGGAUCUUCAGGACGCUAUGGCGGGUUAAGAGGCUGGACCUCGUGCCCCUCUGCGUGACGUUCCUGCUCUGCUUCUGGGAGGUCCAGUACGGCAUUGUGGCUGGGGUGUUGGUCUCAGGGGUUCUCCUGCUUUACUCCAUUGCCAGGCCCCCAGUAAAGGUGUCGAAGGGGGAUGUGCUCCUCGUGCAGCCAGGGAGCAGCCUGCAGUUCCCAGCCAUGGAGUGCCUCAGGGAUGCUGUGUGCAGCCAUGCUCUGGCAGCAGCAUCUCUACCACGCUCUGUCAUCCUGGACUGUUGCCAUGUCAGCAGCAUCGAUUACACCGUGGUGGUGGGGCUGGCAGAGCUGCUGCAGGAGCUGCGCAAGCACGGCCUCUCGCUGGCCUUCUGCAGCCUGCAGGACCCUGUUCUCCAAGUCCUGCUGUCUGCAGACUUAGAAGGAUUCCAGCAUUUCCUCAGCCGGGAGGAGGCAGAGAGAUGCAGAGGAGCGGAGCCGGGGGAUGGCGGGGCAGCCCCCUACACCAGCACCAGCGAGAGCUCAUUGCUGCCCACGGGGCUCAUCCAGUGAGUCAAGGAACCCCCUGGAACCUCCUCAGGGACACUGUUGCCUUGCCAUCUCCUUGCUACUGAUUGUUCCAGGGCUGUACAUCCUGUGUCACACAGAGCAGCGGCUGUGACAUCCAACCUGCAUCCUCCGCUGGAGCUGCCUGCACCUGCCCUGCCUCCUGGCAGCUGGGUGGGAUGCCUGUCGGGGGACUGUCCCCAUGUCACACGCAGGGGAGGGCAGAGCAGCACCAGUGCAACCCCACACAGGCUGCAUGGGCGGCACGAGGGGAGGGAGUGCUGCUGGAGACACUGGGACCAGGGGUCCGGCUGGUCCCUCACCAGCUCCUCAGCCCCGCCAGAGCUCUGGCUCCUUGCUGGUUCUCUAGACCAAAGACAGGUGGAAGGGAUUAGUGGGGCAAAGCCAUUCCCCAUCAUGGUCACUGGGAAAAAGCCAUCCCUCCUGCAGGCUUUCCCCAUCCUCGAAACUGCUGUCUUUUAAAAAUCAGCUAUUUUAAUUCUGAA